Messenger RNA from Sphenostylis stenocarpa, 207 nucleotides. NCBI's taxonomy places the organism in Eukaryota, Viridiplantae, Streptophyta, Magnoliopsida, Fabales, Fabaceae. The record is from the annotation of a GenBank genome assembly.
AUGCCACACGUGGAGACCUUCAACCUUGUUGGAAUAGAGAAGUCAGCUUCAAAAGAGGAUCGGGGAGGUCUAGUGAUACCCACAGACGAUGUGUGGAGAGGCUCUGACGAAGGAAAAACAAUGCGUGAGCCACAUGCGGGGAGAAGACCCCCGAAGAGAAGUCAUGCGUGGAGGCAUAUGCUAGAGAAUUACGGUAUUAUUCAAUAG